Molecule: messenger RNA, 812 nt
Organism: Uloborus diversus
Lineage: Eukaryota; Metazoa; Arthropoda; Arachnida; Araneae; Uloboridae
Product: PIN2/TERF1-interacting telomerase inhibitor 1-like
Biological process (GO): regulation of ribosome biogenesis
Cellular component (GO): nucleolus
Molecular function (GO): telomerase inhibitor activity; nucleic acid binding
Source: RefSeq, a predicted model, not a curated record
UCCACAUGUUUGGAUUUUGAUUUGCACCUUUGGGUUGGAUGUGUUAAUAAAUAACAUGCAAAAAUUCAAUUAAUAUUUUCAUUUAAUUUUUUUUAAACAAAAAACAGCAAACUGACUCAUCGGUGUUGUGUAUCAAACAUUCAUCCUUUGAUCCUUGUUUCAUUGUGAUCGUAAUAUUCUGUUAUUAAAACCAAGAACCUUGUAAGUUACUCAAAUGGGCUACUGUGCUGAAAUAAAUUCCCAUGGAAAAUAUGCAUUGAAUCCUAGAGGAAAUCUCUGGCUAAAUGAUAAAGAUAAGUUUGGUGAAAGGCUUAUGAAGAAAAUGGGCUGGAGUGAGGGUAAAGGUCUUGGAAAAAGUGAAAAUGGUAUUAAGGAAAAUAUAAAAGUGAGAUUGAAGAAUAAUAACUCAGGUGUUGGCUGGAAAAAUAAAUGCACUAAUGUAAGAAAUUCAGACUAUGACGUAGUAUUAAAUGAUUUGUGGCAAAACUAUGCGCCUGGAAAGGAGCAUUAUUCUGAUUCCACUUUAUCUGAUGGAAGCCUAGAGGACAGGUCUCAAAAGUUUAGGAAUAGACUGCACUACCGCAAGUUUGUACUUGGUAAAGAUAUUAGCCAGUAUUCUGAGAAAGAUAUGCAAAGCAUUUUUGUUUCAAAACCUAAAGAAGAGAUGGAAAACACCAAUCAAGAAGAUGUUAAAGAACAGGAAGAAAUCGUAAAUGGGUUUCAAGACAAACUAACAAAGAAUGUUUUGAGCAUUGUGGAUUAUUUUAAUCAAAAACUUAAACAUAAAAGAAUUAAUGAAAGUGAAAAAAAUG